Penicillium concentricum is the source of this 525-nucleotide messenger RNA. RefSeq lists its product as uncharacterized. NCBI's taxonomy places the organism in Eukaryota, Fungi, Ascomycota, Eurotiomycetes, Eurotiales, Aspergillaceae. The record is from RefSeq and is a predicted model, not a curated record. The transcript has 3 exons. Gene Ontology annotation, molecular function: zinc ion binding; ubiquitin protein ligase activity. The coding region runs from base 1 to 525 and encodes 174 amino acids.
AUGUCUAUCACUGCGCAUAAUAUCGGCGGAACCGCGGAGGUUCCAGAAAUCUCAUUUGAUGUUGUUGGAUCUAGAGGUCAUAUCUACAAAACGGUCAUUGGCAAAUUGCCUCGCUGUAACUGUCCGGACGUCAGAUUCCGGAAGGCACAGUGUAAGCACAUCUGCUUUGCUCGUCUCGUUCUCUCUGUUCUCUCUGUUCUUCUUAUGCCAAUGCAUUGUCAAGUCCUAUCUGCGAUAGACGUCCCUGGGAAACUGAGGUACCAGCGAUCAUUGUUGCCGUCUUUGCCUGUUAAUCAGGAGCUACGCCAGAUGCUUACUGCAUCAUCCUUGGAAAAUAUCGAGGACAGCAGUACCCUUAUUUCUGCCAGCCAAAGGAAGCCUAUCGAGGGCGAAUGCCCAGUUUGUUUUAAUGAUUUCAAGACCAACCAGGUAAAAAAGGCGUGUCAUUCAUGCGGUAACAUUGUGGAGCUCUUGCUAACAGUGUGCUUCUUGGAGGGCACGAAACCAAAGGUGUCACAUCUAUAG